Molecule: messenger RNA, 507 nt
Organism: Serinus canaria (Common canary)
Lineage: Eukaryota; Metazoa; Chordata; Aves; Passeriformes; Fringillidae
Gene: FGFBP3
Product: fibroblast growth factor binding protein 3
Exons: 1
Coding region: 1-507 (168 amino acids)
Biological process (GO): cell-cell signaling
Molecular function (GO): growth factor binding
Source: RefSeq, a predicted model, not a curated record
AUGAGGCCGCCCCUGGCGCUGCUCGCCCUGGCCGCCCUGGGGGCCGCCGCCAGCGGCGUGGAGCGGGAGGCGGCGGAGGAGUGGCGGACGGGGAGGUUCUCCACGCCGGAGCAGCAGCGGUGCCGCUGGGAGCUGCUCUCGGCGGCGGGGGCCAGCGAGCUGCGGCUGAGCUGCCGGGCGACGGGCGGCGGGGCGGAGCGGAGCUGCGCCUACCGCGGGGAGCCGCGGCGCUGCCCGGCCUUCGGCGCCCGCAGCCGCCACUACUGGCGGCAGAUCCUGUCCCGGCUGCGGCGGCGGCGGCACCCCUGCGCUCCGGGAGCGCCGCUCAGCGCCCGCCUCUGCGGCCCGGACCGUGCCCCACCCGAGGCGCAGCUGCGGCUGCUGCCCGACCCCGGCCCGGCCACGCCGGCCCCCGGCCCGGCGCCCUCCGAGGACCCGGCGCAGACCUACUGCGCCGAGCGGUGGCACUCGCUGUGCAGCUUCUUCGUCGGCUUCUGGGAGGGCUGA